Messenger RNA from Pelmatolapia mariae (spotted tilapia), 795 nucleotides. RefSeq names its product claudin-10-like. The transcript has 5 exons. Gene Ontology annotation, molecular function: structural molecule activity. Bases 19 to 795 code for a protein of 258 amino acids. NCBI's taxonomy places the organism in Eukaryota, Metazoa, Chordata, Actinopteri, Cichliformes, Cichlidae. The record is from RefSeq and is a predicted model, not a curated record. Gene Ontology annotation, biological process: bicellular tight junction assembly; cell adhesion. Gene Ontology annotation, cellular component: plasma membrane; bicellular tight junction.
CUGAAAUCUGAAGCAAUAAUGGGUUAUAGGACUGUGGUGAUGUACAUGGAGAUAGGCUGCUUUGUAGUAUGUGUGUUUGGAUGGAUUCUGGUCUGCUCCACAAUGCCAACGGAUAUCUGGACUUGGUCUGAAGUCAGCAACGUGGUCCUGGCAUCAUCAAACUACUACUCCAACCUGUGGAAGGACUGCAUAUCUGAUUCAACUGGAGUAUCUGACUGCAAGGGAAUUCCCUCCAUGCUGGCACUGAACUGGGACAUUCACAUGUGCCGGGCUCUUAUCAUCAUCUGUAUUAUCCUGUGUUUCUUCGGAUCAAUUUUGGUCUUAGUUGGAAUGAAGUGCACUAAGAUUGGAGGGUCCGAGCUUGCCAAUGCAAGAGUAACCUUUGCCGGAGGGAUGAACUACCUUAUAGGAGGGAUGUGUUCUAUGAUUGCUUACUCCUACUAUGGAAACAAAAUAAGAGUUGAAUUUGAAGAUCCAAACUACAUGGAACAGAAGUUUGAAAUAGGAGUUGGUGUCUUCAUUGGCUGGGGAGGCUCUACCUUACUUAUUGUUGGAGGACUUAUUUACAGUAUCUUUGCAGGAAGAGAAGGGUGUCACUCAAGCUCAAAGAGGUACGCUACGCACCAGUUCCAAGAUGCCUACACAUUUGUUCCAACACAAAAAAGCGUUGUGUCUUUGGCUCCCACGGAGAUUAGUAGGAGUAAAAAACCAAGGACGAUCAGCAGCAGCAGAGCCAGUAGCAUCUCAGAGAUCAACAGUGUCACCAAGACAUCGGUCACUUACUCAUAUGUGUGA